Molecule: messenger RNA, 5511 nt
Organism: Tetrahymena thermophila SB210
Lineage: Eukaryota; Ciliophora; Oligohymenophorea; Hymenostomatida; Tetrahymenidae
Product: PHD zinc finger protein
Exons: 11
Biological process (GO): regulation of transcription by RNA polymerase II
Source: RefSeq, a predicted model, not a curated record
AUGAGUGAUAUAAGUAGUGUAAGCGGAGAAACGGAUAGCUAGUUAGACAACAUGUUUCCCUAAGAUGAAGAAGAAGAUGUAGAAGGUUAAGAUAAGCCAAUUAACUCGAUAGCAAACAAUUUUAGAAAUAAUUAAAUGCAAAUUGAAAAUUCAAAAGAAGAAAGCGACUUAGACUUUGAUAGCGAAGAUGAUGAUAAUUAUGCAGAUGAUGCAGAUAGCGAUAUUUUUGAUGAUGAAUUAAAAGAUUCAAAAUUAAAAUAAUUGUCCAACGGAAACAAAGCUGAAUACAAACAAUCAAAUAAUAGAAAAGUUGAUUACGAUAGUGCAUUAAAUGAUUCAAAUAGCGUAAGCUAAUCCGGUAUAUAACUUAAAACUUAGAAUAGCUGCAAAAAGAAACCUAAAAAUUUAAGCAAGACCAAGGAAUAUAAUAGCUAUGGAAACAAAUAAAAUAAAUAGAAUAAGCACCAUUCAAAUCAGGACGAUUAAGAAGAAUAUGAUAGUGAAGAGCAUUAACAAGAUGAGGAUGAUGCCUUAGAGGAAGAAGAAGAGUCUUAAGGAGAGGAUAAUGAGAAGGAGAACUAAGAUGACUUUUACAAUGAAUCCUUCUUAUAGUCAAGUGAUAAUCUUGACAAUCGAGAAAACCUUGAUAAAUCAUCAGAUGAUUUAGAUUUAUCAUUCUCUAAUCAAACUAGUAGACAAGCCACAAGCUAACAGCAGUCAAUUGCAAAUGUUGCAAUAGGCAAAAGAAAGAAUUCAUUGAAAUUAAACUAAUUUACUAUGCUUGGAUCUCCUAGGGCUAGUAGAAAAAACUCAGAUAUACUUUAAAAAGAGAAUUCUAUGAUAUAAGUAUCGAAACCUUCUGACAAACUUAAAAAAUAAUACCGUAAAUACCAAGAACUAGCAUCAUUGAUACCAACACUUAGGUAUUUUGAAUGGUAUGAGACAACUGCAUUUUAAAAUAAGCUUUUGCCAAUUAAAUUUUUGACGGCAGCUUCGUUUUGGUUCAUGGUCUGUGCAGAAUACUUUCCAAGAAAAAUGGCUUACUAAAAAGAAGAAGAUAUUAUAAAGGAUUUAAGAAAUAGGAUAGAUAAAAUGUAUAUGGAAAUUAUAAACCGUACUGGAAAAUAAUAAAAUUAAAAAUCAAAUAGCAGCAAUAAUUUAAACCAAUUUUAAAGUGCUAGUAAUUUACAAAACGAUGAUAAAUCAGAAGACAGUAUUAUACAAGAAAAUGAAGAUCUUAAAACAUAAAAUGAAAGCGGAGGAGCAAACAAUCACUAGGAAGAAAAUACAAAUAAAGAAUUUGAAAUUAAUUAAAAUGAAGAUUCAAAACCUUAGUAUCAAGAAAAUAAAGAGAGCAAUUCAAGAGAAAAAUAGAAUAAAUUGAAUUUAGAUAUAAGUGUCGAAGGAGAAAAUUGUAGUAAUCAUUAAGAAUAUGAUCAGAAUAAUGAUUUUUAAAAAGAAUAAAUUUAAAAAGAUUAGCAAGUUAAUACAAAAGUUUUAGAUAAAAAUAAUAUAGAAAAAUAAUAUUAAACAGAAUAUAUUGAUGAAUAGCUGCAAUACACUUAAAGUAAUUCAUCUAGUUUUAAAAAGGCUCAAACAUAAUAUUAUAGUAAACUGUCACAACUCAUUUCUGAUAAAGAACCUUCUGCAUCCUCGAAAGAUAGAAGUAAAGAUAGCAACACUAAAUUAGGAGAUGACUAAGAGAGCUCUCAGAUAACGUGCUCUGAGUAAAACGGUAUUUUAUAUAAGAUCAAUGAAGAUAGCACUUAAUAGAUAAAUAUAGAAAAAGAAGCUAAAAAUGAAACUCUUAAAGAAGCGUUUGAAGAAGCAGUAACAGAGAAAAUCUAAGAAUAGCUUAACAAUUUAGAAUAGUUUAUAAAUGAUUUUUAACAAAAUAAUUUUAUCUCUUAAUCUUAAAUUUUAGAGGAAUCACACAAAGAAAAUCAAAUUUCUCACAGUAAUAAUUAGAAUUAAUAAAAGGCAGAGAUAAAGAACUAAGAUGAAAAUGAAAACCUCAAGAACGAACAAAAAAAUAGUUUGAAAAAUCAAUUAAAUUCGUUAGACAAAUAAAUAAAUUUUAUAAUAGAUUAAAAUUAAACCAAAGAAAUAAACCAAGUCAAAUUAAAUUACAUUAAUAAACACGCAUACACUUUUGAAGAUGAAGUUUAUAUUAUACAAAAUAGAUUAUUUCUCUUGGAGACAUUAAAUUACUUCUAAAUAAUGGAGGAGUCUUCAAAUGAAGAAAAAUUAAUUUAGUUAAAAAAUAUAGAGUUAGAAAAAAUAAUUAACCUCCUUAUCAUACGCUACUAAUAGCAGUAUGAGCAAAACAAUAAAGAGUUCGAAAAUUUAAAACUUAGAAUUAAAGAAGACUUUGAGCAAGAGAGAAGAAUUAAUGAUGUAUAAAGCUUAGAUUUUAAUGAUAUAUUAAUAGAUUUAAACACAAUGAACCCUAUAGAAAAAGAAUAUAUAAAAUUCUUAGAGUCAAAAUAAUAAUUGGAUUACAGCUAAUCAAUCUAAAUAAUGCAACAACAGUAAAAUAUUUUAGGAGAUUUACCAGAUUAGGCUAUUGUAGGGUAGCAAUCCUUAAAAUCUUAGGGUUCAACAAAGUAAGUUUUAAUUAAACAUAGUGAAGAAACUAGAUGCCAAGUUUGUAAUGAGUGUGAUUAUGCUGAUAAUGAUCUGAUCGUUUUUUGUUCAAGGUGCAACAUGUCAGUGCAUUAAAAGUGCUAUGGUAUUGCUUCUCUACCAUAAGAAGAUUGGAUAUGCGACGCAUGCAUAUCCUUUGGACCUAAUGCAAAGUAUUUAAGAUGUGCACUUUGUACUAAAAGAGGAGGAGCUCUUAAAAGGUCAAAAAUGCCUGUAAAAACAAACUUUUUUGAGCAUCUUAAUACAGAUUAUCACUCCUAUUUAAAAAAUCUCCCUGAAGAAUUCAGCGAUUAACCUGAAGUUUACGACACAUCACUUUGGGAAAAUGAUAAGAAGAGAAGUACUAACAAAUCUCCUCAAAAUGAUGAAAAUUAAGAAGAAACAGAACUCUAUUUUGAUUUUUAGUAUUAAAAUAAGGUAUAUCCACCUGAGGAAAUUCAAAAAUAUGAGCCAAAAUCAAAGAAUAUUUGGAUCCACCUCACUUGUGCUUUGUGGAUAUAAGAAUGCUAUUUUGAAGAGAGAUCCUCACUAAAUAUGAUUAGAGGAAUAGAAAAUAUAGAUAAGAAGAGAUUCUUGUUAACUUGUUUGAUUUGUAAGCAGAAAAAAAGUGGCUGCUGCAUUUAGUGUGCAAAAGGUAAAUGCUCUGCUUCUUUCCAUCCGGAAUGUGCUAGGAGAGCAGGACUUUCGCUUGAAGUACGACAUCUUGAAAAAGUCACUCACUUGGUGUUUUGUUAAAGACAUACUCCUUUAAAAUUGAGAAGAAUUCUUGAACAGAAAGAGAAAAAAUAUAAAGAUGAGAUUCAAAAAUUCUGCAGAUCUAUUGAAAAAUACAAUGAAACUUAUUUCAAUGAAUAUAAAGCCAAAGAAAAAUAGAAGGCAUUUAAGCCUUCUAAAACCCUGCUUAAAAAAGCACUUAAAGAUUAAGAAAGAGAAGAAAAAGAAUUUAUGAAACAAUUUAGCCUUUAUCUUCUGGAAACACCAUAAAAUAAUUUUGUAAUAAACCUCUCUAAAGAAUAUGAUGACUUUGAAGAAUCUAUAAUAGCCUAUCAUGUUGUAGAUAUUAACAGACCAAAAUAAUAGCAUUUAAGAACUUAGAUUUCUAAAAAUGACGAUAUUUGGAAAACAAUAGAAUUUAAUGAAUAUCCUCCAAUCCAUUUGUUUAAAUUAUAUAAAAAGCUCAUAAAAUCAAAAAAAGUAGAAUUUAAAAAUAUAUUUAAUAGCCUAAAGAGAAUCAAAGAUAAAGAGCAAGAAGAACUUUUUAUUAAGCAAUAAAAAUAAAUGAAAAAAGAAUAGUAAAUGCUGAAAAAGGAGAUGCUUCGUUAAGAAAAAGAAAAGAAGAAAAUGCUUUAAAAGCAGAAACAAUUAGAAGGUUUGAAUCCUCGUAAAAUUUUGCACACAGAGAAUGAUAACAUAGAAUCUAGCUAAAUAAACUAAACAAAUGAGUUAUCCUUUCUUGAUGACGAAACAUCAAAAAUGUAGCUAUCAUAAUCGAUUUAAUAAAUCCAAAGAGCAAUUUAACCAAAAAGAAAAUAUAAUAAGUAAAAAAAGAAUAAUAUUUUAGAAAACAAUGCAAGCAGCAAUGAAAAUGGGUAUUCUUACAUUCAAAAUGAAAGCAAUGUUAAUUAAUCUUAAAAUGGAGACUUAAGAUUUAAUCAGCAAUCUCAUCUAAAUGCUGAUACAAGUAACUAUAACUAAGAAAUAGAAAAUUCAAAUGCUUUUCCUGAUAUUGUAAGUGCCUCAAGUGAUUUUCCAUUAAAAUCUAAAUCAAAAGAUAAGAAAUCCUAAAAAAUUAAAGAAAAGCAAAAUGAAAAACAUAUAAAAAAUUAUAAAAAUAUUGAUUCACAGCAAAGCUUGGAUAAAUAAAAGAAUCUCAAAAAGAAAUUAAAUAAGCAUAGAUCGAAAGGUGAAUAUCAAUUAAAUUCCUAAGGUGAAGAAUAAUUUGUCUUAAAUAAAAGUGCUAAAUCAGUGUAAGGUGAAGACGAUGAUGAAAAGCUUUACUGUUAUUGCCAAAAGCCCUAUAAUGAAGGUGAAUUCAUGAUAUAAUGCUAAAAUUGUGAAGAGUGGUUUCAUUUUGAAUGUAUUGGGUAUAUUGGAACUGAUACAGAGGCUGAAGAUAUUGAUUUUUUUUGUAAUGAAUGUGAUGUAGAUGGUAAAUUAUUUUAGAGUAAAGAAGAAUAUGAGCGCUUCUUUGAUCCUUAGCAAGCUCUCUACUCUACCUACAAGCAGCUAAAAAAUAAAAUCACAACUCCAUCUUUCAGGUAAAAGCUUAUCUUGGAACGUAAAGACUUAGCUUCUGCAAAUAGUAUUCAUAGUAGUACUAACUUAAAAAGCGAAAAGAAGAAAGAUAAAAAAACUACUAGUGGUUUAUAAGAAAAUGAAUCUAAUAGCUUAAGCAAGAGCAAGGCAUCAAACACAGCAAAUAGCUCAUAAGAUUUGGCAAAUAAAAAAUUACAAAGUAAUGAAUAGGCUCUUUUAUCGUAGCUUAUUUAAAUAAGUGAAAACUAAAUGAAAAAGCAAUAAGAAAAAUCUAAUGGUGUAAUGGAGGUUGAGCUUGUCAACCAAUAAAUUCCCAAAAAUAACCAUAAUGAUUAAGAUAAAGAACUUUAUGAAGAAUUAUAAGAGAGUUUUAGUGAUAUUAUGAAUUCUAGUUAAGAAGAAAAUAAUAGAAUAGAAAAAACUAUUUCAAUAGAAAAAGAAGAUAAUGAGGAGGAAAGUUUAGAAUUAUUAUAUGAAGAAUUCACUGAUUCAUAUAUUAAAUAAAAUAACAUUAUAUUAGAAGAAGUUAGUACGAUUAUUAAAUUAAGAAAAUUAGAAGAUGGAAGCAUAAUUCUGGUAGAAGAUUAGAAUAUAUAACCUUAAGAAUGA